Molecule: messenger RNA, 980 nt
Organism: Humulus lupulus (European hop)
Lineage: Eukaryota; Viridiplantae; Streptophyta; Magnoliopsida; Rosales; Cannabaceae
Exons: 7
Coding region: 292-777 (161 amino acids)
Source: RefSeq, a predicted model, not a curated record
UGGACAUUUUAGAAAGCGAUAAAAUCAACUUUUUUCUUAGUGAAACAUAAUCCUGAGCUGUUACAUGAGAAGCAAAAGGUUCUCUAGAAGCUAGAACUGUAUUUUGGAAAAUCGAUCCACCCCACUCCUAAAGCUUUUCGGGGCGGGACGGGAUGGGCAAAGCCUUCGCAAGUCAGGGUGGGUUGUUUGUGCCCCAUUUACAUCCCUAGCUUGAGAGAAAGAUGUUUGUCUAAGAUUAAAGAUUGGUGUAAUAUGAUUCUGAAAACUGAGUUUGUUGCAUAGCUAUAUGAAAUGGGGGAACCGUUGUUUUAUGAGCGAAUGAUCAAUCAUCUCCGUGCAACAUCCAAGUAUUAUACUGGUUAUCCAAAGGAUCUUGGGCCAUCACGAGUUAUUGAUUUUACUUCAGAACGAGAUUUUGUUCAUCUUCUUCAUGAAGGUUAUCCAGUGGUUGCUGCUUUUACCAUCAGAUGUAAUCUUACUAGACAUUUGGACAAGGUACUGGAGGAAGCUGCAUCUGAGUUCUAUCCCCAUGUAAAAUUUAUACGUGUUGAAUGUCCAAAAUAUCCCGGUUUCUGCAUUUCACGGCAGAAAACAGAGUAUCCAUUCAUUGAAAUAUUUCAUACUCCAGAACAAGCACCAUCUAAUCAAGGAAAGGUUGUGGAUUCUAAUAUUACAAAGUACUCUGUGAAAGUUAUACCUUACAACUAUGAUCUUAGUGCCUACGGAUUUAGAGAGUUUUUCAAGCGCCAUGGAAUAAGGUCAUCAGAUCCAAAGUGAAAGGAGAUUGGGAGGUGGAAUUCAAUUUGGUCAUUUUUUUCCUUGAGGUUUGAUCAAUCUUUUAACUCUAUACACUGAAAGGCCCUACUUUGGAACAGUGUUGUACUAUCUUGUUCUUCAAUAAAAGUAUUCAUGGAGUGAGGCAGGUAUGUGUAUUCUUGGCCAUUUUUCUCUCGAAGAAUGAAUUUCAAAUUGUUUCUUCU